Molecule: messenger RNA, 2195 nt
Organism: Morone saxatilis (striped sea-bass)
Lineage: Eukaryota; Metazoa; Chordata; Actinopteri; Moronidae
Product: choline O-acetyltransferase-like
Biological process (GO): acetylcholine biosynthetic process; neuromuscular synaptic transmission
Cellular component (GO): neuron projection; cytoplasm
Molecular function (GO): choline O-acetyltransferase activity
Source: RefSeq, a predicted model, not a curated record
AUGCCAAUCUUGGAGAAAGAGACGGCCAGAGGCCGAGACAGCCAAGUGUUGCCAAAGGUCCCUGUGCCACCACUGAAACAAACCCUCGACACGUAUUUGAAGUGCGUCCAACACUUGGUAAAAGAGGAGCAGUUUAAGAAAACAAAGGCGAUCGUAGAGAAGUUUGGGGCUCCUGGAGGUGUUGGAGAAGUUCUACAAAAGAAGCUCUUAGAGAGGAGGGACAAGACGACCAACUGGGUCUAUGACUACUGGCUGGAGGACAUGUACUUAAACAACAGGUUGGCCCUACCUGUCAACUCCAGUCCUGUCAUGGUGUUUCCUAAGCAGACAUUCAGAGAUCAUAAAGAUGCCCUCAGAUUUGCUGCUCGUCUCAUCAGAGGAGUGUUGGAGUAUAAGGCUCUCAUUGAUGCGCGAGCGCUGCCAGUGGAUUUUGCUCGAGGUCAACUUGCUGGGACUCCUCUGUGCAUGGAGCAGUACUAUCGCCUCUUCACCUCCUACCGCUACCCGGGGCUAAAGUCAGACGCGCUGAAGGUCCAGAUGAACGCAGCCUCAUCGGUGCCAGAGCACAUCAUCGUGGCGUGCAAGAACCAGUUUUUCGUGUUGGAUGUAGUCGCAAACAGCAAGCAGCUCAAUGAGACGGAGAUCUUGUCCCAGCUGGAGAAAAUCAUUAAAAUGGCAGAAAACGCUGAAGAGAGACUUCCUCCUUUUGGUAUCCUGACCUCUGACGGGAGAACAGAAUGGGCACAAGCCAGAGAUGCAUUAAUAAAAGAUCAAACCAACAGGGACUCUCUGGCCCUGAUUGAGAGCUGCAUGUGUGUGGUGUGUCUGGAUGAGCCCAGUGGCCUGGAGCCUAGGGAUACCACCAGGGCUCUGCUUAUGCUGCACGGUGGCGGACGUGAGAAGAAUGGGGCAAACCGCUGGUAUGACAAGUCAAUGCAGUUUGUUGUAGGAAUGGAUGGGGUAUGUGGAGUCGUGUGCGAGCACUCGCCAUUUGAGGGAAUUGUUCUGGUGCAGUGCUCUGAAUAUGUGAUGAAAUACAUAACAGGGAGUCCAUCUAAAAUGGUGAGAGCGUCCAGUAUCAGAGAGCUUCCCCCUCCAAGAAGGCUGCUCUGGAAGUGUAACCCACCCAUCCAAGGACACUUAGCAGCUGCUGGAGACAGAUUGCAGAGACUGGUGAAUAACCUUGACAUGGAUGUUUUCAAGUUCAAAGUUUAUGGGAAAGAAUUCAUCAAAAAACAGAAGAUGAGCCCAGAUGCAUUCAUACAAGUUGCCUUACAACUUGCAUUUUUCAAAUGCAGUGGAAGGCUCGUGUCCACUUAUGAGAGUGCAUCCAUUCGGCGUUUCCAAGAAGGUCGGGUUGAUAACAUUCGCUCUGCCACCCCUGAGGCCCUGGCCUUUGUGAAGUCCAUGACAGAUGAGAGGGCCACUUUCACCGAUUCAGAAAAAAUGAAACGAUUGAGGGAUGCAAUUAAUGCCCAGACAAAUUAUACAAUUGCAAGUCGCAAGGCCAACCAGAGGAAACCUCCGGGAAGGAGGCACACGAGCUAUUACAGAAUGAAUAGAAAUCAUCUCCUCGGGCUUCUGAGGAUCUCAAAGGAGCUACAUGAGACGAAGCCAGAGCAGUCUCUGCGUGAUGAGACAUAUUUGGCCGCCAACCAUUUGUUGCUUUCAACUAGCCAGGUCCCUACCACAGUAGAAAUGUUCUGUUGCUACGGCCCGGUAGUGCCCAACGGCUAUGGCGCAUGUUACAACCCGCAGUCAGACCACAUCAUCUUCUGUGUGUCUAGUUUCUGGGAGAACACAGGGACGAGCUCGGCCGUUUUCGUCAAAGUCCUGAACGAGGGCCUCCUGGAAAUCAGGGAUCUGUGCAAUAGAGGCAGUGCUGCAGCUACCAAACUGGCUGAUUGCAGCCAGGGAGCCGGCCAGCCUCAUAAAUCAGGGAAGUAAGCCAUACUGAGGAAGCACGCCCACUCAGCUGCUUCACUCAACACUCUUAGACUUAGACUUUAGCUUUAGACUCAGUAGUUGAGAGGCCUUCGUGUGUCUUUGUUGUCUGUGUAAUAGUGUUCCUUUAACAACAAAAUACAAAGCCUUAAAGUUCAUAAACAGUAUGUAAAUAUUAAAAAAUGUGAAUGAAAACUGGAAAACAGUUUUCUUUGAUAGUGUGUGUAGACAUUAGAAUGAUUUCGGGUCCA